Xiphophorus couchianus (Monterrey platyfish) is the source of this 3273-nucleotide messenger RNA. It is a transcript of the gene dnajc22, whose product is annotated as DnaJ (Hsp40) homolog, subfamily C, member 22. The transcript has 5 exons. Gene Ontology annotation, cellular component: membrane. The record is from RefSeq and is a predicted model, not a curated record. The coding region runs from base 108 to 1193 and encodes 361 amino acids. Lineage: Eukaryota; Metazoa; Chordata; Actinopteri; Cyprinodontiformes; Poeciliidae.
ACUUCAACGGCGGAAAGCACUGAAAAGGAUUUCUCAGGAUAAAGAUUUUUAAACUAAGAACUACAAAUGACUGGAACAGCUGGCAGAUAAGAUCAGGAAAUCACGACAUGUGGCAUCAUGAACUAAACAAGGAUGACAGCUCACUAGAGCAGGAACUGAUCCACUGCUACAACAGUAUGGUGAAAAGAGUCCUAGUAGCCUACGCCCUGUGGGCGAUGGGUGGGCCUUUGGGUCUUCACCAUCUCUACUUAGGGAGAGACAGCCAUGCUCUGCUGUGGAUGCUAACUCUGGGAGGUUUUGGCUUUGGUUGGGCAAGAGAGCUCAUACGUAUUCCAACUUAUGUCAGCGAGGCUAAUCGAGAUACAAAAAAAGAAAGAGGGCCGCCCAAAGAGGGACUCCCACCUGUCAGCCCCGUCAGAUUUGCGGGGCAGGUGUGUGUUGGGAUCUACUUUGGCAUGGUGGCUCUCAUUGGACUAAACUCCCUCAGUUUCUUCUACUUGAUCGUUUUGCCCCUAAGCGUGGGUGCAGGGGUUCACUUGGUGUCCAGUGUUGGUCAACAGACUGCAGAUCUCCAAAAAACCCUCACUGCGUGUCUUGUGACAUCACCAAUAUUCUACGGCAGCUCUCUCUCACCUCUUCCUAUAAGCUUGGCGGCUAGCAUCACUGCUUCACAGCACCGCAGGUUCAAACCUCCAAAAGCCCUUGGCAGCCAGCAGAAACUAGGUCCACGGCUUUACAGGAUUGGUCUAGCUUGCCUUGCCUUCUCUGCUCCACUGGGUUAUUGUUUUUUUUACAACACUACAGCCACACUGUAUUACCUGUCUGACUCAAUAGCUGCACUGCUGGAUAUUUUCUGGUUCCUGCCUUGGCUCAGAAGUGUGCUGGAAUACUUUCUUUUAAUUCCAUACCGCAUCCUGUGUGCACUGACUGGAGGGGGGUACCACGAAGAGGCUUGGAGGAAGGUGCUGGAAGUACUGCUGAAAGAGUACACACACAGAGAAAAAGAGGCGCUAAAGGUGUUGUCAUUGGAGACAGAGGCAUCUCUUGAGGAAAUAACUCGAAGCUACAGGGAGCUGGCCAAGACAUGGCAUCCAGACCACAACCCUAACAACGAUGCUGAGAAAAUGUUCAUGAAGGUCCAGGAAGCUUAUGAGGUCUUGAUGCGAUGGCACAAACCCCAGAGAUUCAAAUAGUAGUGCUAUUUUUCUUACAUAUCGGCCAUCCUUGAGUUUAAAAAAAAGAUCUGUUUGUGGAUACAUGACAAAUCACUUGUACAGAGAUAUAUGUCUUGUUUAUUGAGCAUCUCUCAGUUGCAGUUCCUACAAUAAAUCGUCAGUUGGUUUCAGAUACAUUUUGCAGGGUUUGCAGGACAUGUUAUUAUGUUGAGAGGCAUUUCUUAAGCAAGGUUUGAGUGCUCUUUGUUUGUUUGUUUGGAAGAUUUGUCAUCAUCAUCAGUUCUUGACUGAUGGAACAAGAAAAGUGUCUAAAAUAUCAAUGUCCACUGUUGCAUUUGCUGCCUUCCGGGCAAAUUUACCUGUCUCUACAUUGUCCAUAUGUUUGGAAAUUUGGGAAAUUUAUUUUUUUAUCAGGCAGGCAGCUUCACAUGUUCCAUUGGAUUGGCAUGGCACCAAACAAGAUUCUGACUUCAUCUUCAUGUUCUACAUGCAGAUUCACAUUUGGGCCUUUCUGCAUGUAAAUCCCAUUUCAUCCUCAUUAUUUCUUUCAGUUCUGUGUUCUGAAAGGAAGUGUGCUUUGAAAUCUACCUUGAUGGAUUUUUAAAAAAUUAUUAUUUGAUUUUUAGAACUUUCCAAUUUGGAAAGAUUUAGGCUGUAGGUAAAGUUAAAUGAGAACACUCAACCCAUUUUUCCACACCCUGUGUUCUUUUGCCUUUCCUCCUACAGCCAAAACCAUGCAUGUUAUGUUAAUUGCAGGUUCUAAAUUGCACUAACAGUGUUUCUCAAUUCCGGUCCUCAGGCCCCCCUGCCCUGCAUGUUUUAGGUGUUUCCCUUCUGCCACACACCUGGAUUGAAUCUUUGGGGGAUUAACAGGCAUCUGUAGUACUUGGUGGCUGCAGAAGAUGUCAUGCAAUCAUUUGAAUCAGCUGUUCUGGUAUAGAGGCACAUCUAAAACAUGCAGAGCAGGGGGCCCUGAGGACUGGAAUUGAGAAGCACGGUAUGAGUGACUGUUUGUGACACCUGUCUCUAUUAUGGCCCUGUGAAGGACUUGUCACUUGUACAUGUUGUAUUCUGCAUGUCUACUAUUGCCCAGCAGACAUAGAAACCAGCUCCCCUGUGACACUGAACCUAACAUAAAGCAAGUAUAGACAAUAUACUUGCUUUAUUAACAAAUAUAUUGCUAUCAUAACAUUUAGUAUGUGCUAACACAACAUGUAUUGUCUAUACUUGCUUUAUAGAUAAAGCAAGUAUAGACAAAAAAUGGAUGGAUAAAUUUUUCAUCUGGCAUGAUCUCUUGAUGGAAUUACGUUUCCUGUCAGUCAGAGAGAUGCAACACCUUGUAUGGUCUCGUAUCACUUUCUUUUAACUUCACACUCAUUUGAAGACUUAUAGACUUGUGCAGGUGUUUGUUUCAGAAGUGCAAAAGAUAAGAUAAUUCUUUAAUUCUAUUGUUUAUCUGGGUGAUUUAAAAAUGUUUUCUCUAUUAGAUUUUAAAAGGCUAUAGCACAGAAAUGUCAGAUCAAUUAUUUGGAGCUAUGUUUGUACAUAACCAUGCUGUUUAAAUUUAUUCAAUAAAGUUCUGCAAUGAAUAUUUUUCUCAAAACCUGAACAUCAUAACAGAUGUUUCAUAACAGAAUUGCACUUUGCCUAAUGCAAUAGAAUUUUACACCUGUUUGAUUGUGCCAAAAACAACAAUUUGCUGCCAUCUUGUGGUACAAAUGCAAUAUUAAAAGAAGCAAAGUCAUUACUAAUUUUUACCUGCUGUCAUUAUCGGGUGUAUCCGCAGGUACUGAACAUUUUUACUUAUAAGUGUUUAUAAUGAUCAAGAUAAGUGCAAAUAAUAAAAAUAAUAAUACACAUUCCGGGCCUUUACGUAAAACCUGUUGCUGGUUUGCUAGACUGAUAGCGCUCAAAACACACAUUCUCACUGUGAUUGUGCAAUUUCUAAGAGCCUAUGUUGUUAUGAAACUAUAAACGUCAACAUAUUGUUUGUGUCCUAUGUGUGUAUCGAUGCAUUCGACAAUCACUGGAUCAACAGCUCUGUCUGUAUCCCAGCAUGGGCCCGGAAGUUGUUUGGAUUUCAGGUGAAAAAAAAGAC